ACUUACACACGUUUCAGUUCGCAUUUCUCUUAAGUGGUGUACUUUAUCCCUCUUUCUAAAGCAACAUGCUUGGAUUUUAUAUUAGAUUACUUGUGAUCAUUCAUCAUUAAAUAUAAUAUAAUAUAAUAUAUAUAUAUUGUUAAAGCAUUUUUUUUCUAUUUUUUGCAAAAGGCACUUUCACAAGAAAAUGUUUAGCAAUUUAAAGAGAAAAUUAAAUUAUGCCAUGCAAGAAGGUUUAACAGUUACCGAAAAUCUCCAACAACAAUAUAGACAACGUGUCUCCAACUCAAAGAAUCCAACGAAUAGCAGUAAUUCUUCUUUGGUAAGUUCGAUAAGUGAGCUGGGCGUACCUUCGAAUGUUAAUGCAAGUGCUGGUUGCAAGAUUUUAAGUAAAUACGAACAUGACUGGCAGAUGCUACAUCAAAAUAAUGAGGAAAAUUCAAAAAAAGCUGCUGAGCUCGCUGAGCAAAUAGAUAAUAUAGAGCAAAAAAUGUCUAACCAUCAAAUUAUUAUAGCCGAUUUAUUAACAAGUUUAGCGGGCCUCCCAAAUUUAACCGAAAAGUUGAAAUCCUGCCAACACACACUAGUCGAAGUGCAAGAGCUCCACAAGUUGGUAGAAAGAGAUUUCGAAAAACUUGAAGAUUUAUGCGAGGAGUGUGACUUUCAAGAGUUUCGAUGGCAGAAGCAUGUCGAGUUGGCAAAGUAUAAACAGAAGAAAAUGGAGGAUUUAGAAUUGUUCAGACAAAAAUUGGUCCUUGAACAAGAACAACGUAUACAUAAUCACGAAAUGAAAUUACAACAAAUACAAAAAGAACGACAAGCGGUUUUUGAAGAUGCCUUCCAAUAUGAUCUACUAGAGUACAAACGAACUGGUCAGGUGCCAAAAAUAGAUAAAGACUUAAAUUCUGCCGUCACUCUGGAGGAAAUUGUUUUAGAUGAUAACGAAACCAAAGACGCUCUAGAGGAGUUUCUAAAUGGCUAACGACGACCAUUUUUGCAAACCAUAUAAUAACCAAAAAAGUGCCUUAGAUAAAAUGCCAAAUACUGUGUUUUGUUGUAUAUGUAUGUACGUGCAUAUAAAGAAUUCGUUUAGCAAUAAAUAUAUUUUACACAAAUUUAGUUUAUUACACAAUUGAAAAUCGAUUAUGCCUUCUUAACCGACAAAAAGGAGGUGAUUAGUUUUUAUUAUAUAAUGCUCCUGCCUCGGUUG
Messenger RNA from Glossina fuscipes, 1210 nucleotides. It is a transcript of the gene Dysb, whose product is annotated as dysbindin protein homolog. The record is from RefSeq and is a predicted model, not a curated record. Gene Ontology annotation, biological process: negative regulation of protein kinase activity. Bases 188 to 982 code for a protein of 264 amino acids. Gene Ontology annotation, cellular component: cytoplasm. The transcript has 5 exons. NCBI's taxonomy places the organism in Eukaryota, Metazoa, Arthropoda, Insecta, Diptera, Glossinidae.